AUGUAUUAUUCCAGCGAAAAACAAACUGAAGACAAUAAAACUGUACAAAACUUAGCAAAAGGUUUAAUGGAAUUGUAUGAGCCCCCCUUAGUUACUAUUAACGCUCAUUUAAAAGAGCUGACAGAAAAGCAAGAGGCUGUGCACAGCAUGUUGUCAUCAGAAAGACGUAAACUUGAGGAUAUUCAAAAUGACGCUAUGUUGGAUGCAUUAUUGGCAGAUAUAGCUACCAUCAAAGAACGAUUAGUCAAUAUUUCUAAUUCCAUGGUUGGUCUUCACAAGAGGGUCCAGUCUUUACAGACAAGAGCUGCCAAUGUGGAGAAAACAGCACUAAACAGAGCGAAUGCUAAGAAUUGA
Messenger RNA from Parnassius mnemosyne (clouded apollo), 354 nucleotides. Lineage: Eukaryota; Metazoa; Arthropoda; Insecta; Lepidoptera; Papilionidae. The record is from the annotation of a GenBank genome assembly.